Messenger RNA from Alternaria rosae, 456 nucleotides. RefSeq lists its product as uncharacterized. Gene Ontology annotation, molecular function: protein binding. The record is from RefSeq and is a predicted model, not a curated record. NCBI's taxonomy places the organism in Eukaryota, Fungi, Ascomycota, Dothideomycetes, Pleosporales, Pleosporaceae. The coding region runs from base 1 to 456 and encodes 151 amino acids. The transcript is spliced from 2 exons.
AUGUCUACAGAUGCGAUGGAUCUUUCGGGACAGUCACCCACAUAUCCACCCAAUCUAUUGGGUAUUCCGACAGAGCUUCAACUGAGGAUCGUUGAUCACAUAAUUCUAAAAAGCGAUCUAACAUCGCUGUGUAGAACAUGCUCAGCUCUGCGUGUUCUCGCGAACCCGCUACUCUACAGGCGUAUCGUCUUGCGCCUAUGGAGUCGGCGUGCGGUGGAUCGUCUCCAGCAGUCCAAUCUGGCAGGCGCUGGCCUACACCUUCAGCACACGAAGGAGCUCAUCAUCGAAGACGAAGCUAUCGGCGAAGAGCUCUGGUCCAUACAUACCGGACGGAUCUGCCCACCUGUUCUGGACCGUCGGAGUAAUGCUACCUACCUGACCGAGUCUGAGAGAGACAACGCCGCCUACUCGUUUCUGCAGAUCAUGCAUCACAAUCGAUUAGAGCGCUUAUGGUAA